Molecule: messenger RNA, 2391 nt
Organism: Hippoglossus stenolepis (Pacific halibut)
Lineage: Eukaryota; Metazoa; Chordata; Actinopteri; Pleuronectiformes; Pleuronectidae
Gene: cltb
Product: clathrin, light chain B
Exons: 6
Coding region: 234-950 (238 amino acids)
Biological process (GO): clathrin coat assembly; intracellular protein transport; clathrin-dependent endocytosis
Cellular component (GO): postsynaptic endocytic zone cytoplasmic component; plasma membrane; clathrin coat of coated pit
Molecular function (GO): structural molecule activity; clathrin heavy chain binding
Source: RefSeq, a predicted model, not a curated record
CAGUAGAACAAGUGAAUAAAUCAUGAAUCAUCAGUGAGGCCUCAGCUCGAAGCUGUCAUUGUUUCAUACAGACGCUUUCAUUACCUGUGCUGCUUGAAAUAACUAAUAUCCGAGAGGAAAUAUUACAUAUUAAGUUAGUUUUUAAUUGACGUUACCAAUCUGUAUCGUGGGGCUUUGACAUUCGCUAGCCGAAGCUGUCAGGCGCAGUGGAACUUGUAAACACUUUGAGAAAGAUGGCUGACAACGGAGCCCCACCGGCUGCUGAAGAGGACCCGGCCGCGGCUUUCCUGGCCCAACAGGAGAGCGAGAUCGCGGGGAUAGAGAACGACGGAGACGGGUUCGGGGCGCUGGAAGGAGCCAACGGCCACCAGCAGCAGCAGGAGCCGGAGCCGGAGCCGGAGCCGGCGCCGGCGCCGCCCGAGCCUCAGCCUCAGCCGGCCAGCUAUGACGGUUUCGAUGACGAGCCUGCCACAGUGAAUGGGGACAUGUUUCAGGAGUCCAAUGGCCCGACAGACAACUAUGCAGCCAUUGCCCAGGUGGACAUUCAGAGACAAGAGCCGGAGAGUUUACGCAAGUGGAGGGAGGAGCAGAAGACACGCCUUGAAGUGUUAGACUCGGCAUCCAUGGCCGCUGAGGCAGAGUGGAGAGAGAAAGCCAAAAAGGAGCUGGAGGACUGGCAUGUGCACCAGAACGAGCAGAUGGAGAAGAACAAGGCCAACAACAGGAUUGCUGACAAGGCUUUCUACAAACAGCCCAACUCUGAUGUUAUAGGCUUUGUAGCAUCGGAGGAGGCUUUCCUGGCCGAGAGUGACGGCGACAGCCCGGGAUCGGAAUGGGAGCGAGUAGCCCGUCUCUGUGACUUCAAUCCCAAAACCAACAAACAGGCGAAGGAUGUUUCUCGAAUGCGCUCGGUCCUCAUCACUCUCAAACAGACGCCUCUAGUUCGCUAAAGAGGAGAGCUGUCUUGUUCGAGAAACAUUGCCUUUUUUUCAGUUUUAACCUCACGUCACACCACAAAGAGUUUUUACGCCCUUUUCCAUAAGAUUACUGGUAUGUUUAUAACCAUCUCAAAAUUCCGCUCCUCUUGAUGCCUGUUAUAUUGAAGUAAUUAUACUUAGCCUCACUCUUCCGAGAGAAGAUGGACUGCUCCUUUAGCUGAUCAGUUCUGUCACUGCUACCACAUAAGAAAAUAUUGUUACUGUAAGUUAAACAUUUUUGCAUUUUCCUUCCCUUUUAACUUAUACAUUUUUAUUAGGUCAACUUUAUUGCAUGUCUCUGCCAAUAUUUUGGAUGCACAUGUUUUAGUUUUAUAAAUUUGCAUUACACUAUUUGAGCACUGUUAGGGAUUAGAUUGUAACCACUUAUGCCUCUCAUCAACCGUAACUAAUUCUUUGUUCACAUUUGUUGUUAUAACCCAAAUGAAGGUAGAUUGCAUAUUUUUCUCUUUCACAUACAUAAGCUUGUGGCCUUUUUUGAUAUUGCUCUUACUGCAGUUUGAGUUUUCAGCCAGAGGGAUUUUUCUUUCUUCAAUUAGGCAACAAAAACAAAAUCAUUCACAACCAAAGAUCUCUUCUAGCAUCUAAAUUAUCCAGAGUUCACGUCAUUAAACAUUGUUUGGUAUUUUUCUCAUCUCACCGGUUUACUACGCAGAUGUUUUAUGCACCAUUUUGUGUCACACUCAAAUGUGUUUUAUAUUUUUUAAAACAGCAGUCAAUGAGGUGUCAGUUUCAACAGUGAUGUCUGCACAUUGUUUCACAUGUUGCCUAUUUGGACUUGAUGAAUACUGGAAAAGUGAAUGUUAACAGGGAACUGGAAAAUAAAACAGUGGAGUACGAUCCCCUAAAUUUAUUUGUACUUAAAAUAGUUACCGGCUAAUGACUGUUGCCAAACAAAAACACCCUGGAGAUCGUCACUGGAAUCCCAGUUUGUUCCACUGGUGUGAGAGGAGCUAAAAUUACAUGUGGCCCAAUGCCAACAUCCAUCCGAACUUUAUCUCACUCACUCCUGGAAUGUGCUGCUAAAAAUGCUUGAUUCAAUUUCAACCCUUGUUUUAGCAUCAAGUUAAAAAAACACAAUCAUUGGACCAAGAAGUGCACAGGAGCAAGUCGUGUCUAGUUCUUAUUCUUUGAAGGCACGAUGCAUAUUUGUUUUAUUGUCAUGAGUCACACUUAACUAGCCACCACAAUGCCUCUGUUUAGGUAAGGUAACUUCACAAAGUGCUGUGUCAUUCCUAGUUCUUUAUUUGGAGCCCUCCCUACCCCAUGACUUUCAUGUGACAUUAAAAGUCCAAGAGUCUAAAGUGGACGUUUAGACUGGGUCAGUCUUUGUCUAGAGUCCUAAUGUUUUAACCUGCUCACCCCAGCCAAUCAAAUAAAAACUCUUCACAUUAAA